AUGGGCGGCGGCGGCCCGGUGCGACGGCGGCGGCUGCAUGCAGCGGCGUCGGCCCGGUGCGGCGGCGACGGCGGCUGGAGGAGAAGGAGGUGGCGCGACUGCAGAAGGGAGUACAGCGGCAAGGGGGAUGAGCGGCGGCGGCAUUUACUAGCAGCAGCGGCUGGAGGAGAGGGAGGUGACGCGGGUGUAGGAGGGAUUACAACGUCCGUGGGUGUUACCGUGGCCACCCUAACAACAAGCGGAGCAGCGGGAAAUGGGCACGCGGGUGCCUCGCUCCCCGCUUCCUCGUUUCAGGUGGCCGGCUUCCUCGUUUCAGCUGUGAAGCUGCUCUCUGCUGGACCUCUUCAGCUCUUCUCUGCUGGACAAACCAUCUGGUUUGAUGACCCACUACGGUUGCCAUACAACAUGGGAUACUUCAAACUCAAAGUGCUGCUCCUCUUGAUUCUUGCACCGAUGAUGGCAUAUUGCACCCAGUCCCACUGCCCCUCCUCCAUGUACGAUGCUCUUGUUUAGUGGGACGCUAUGCAGUUUUUUGGUGAAUGGUGCCGCUGCUGCAGCUCAUUGGUUCUAGCCCGACAUUCAGCUCUGAAUGGACGUGUGUCAGGGACAGGAUGAUCACCAUCCAGGUUUUGACACGGUAUUUUCUCUUUCUAAUCUACUAUAGAGAUUAUUAGCAGCCGCAUGUGGAAAGGUUUGGCAAUUCAAAGUACUUCAAGAAACUGUUAUCAUUGAAGCCUGCUUGGAAAUUAUAUAGAAGUGUAAUUUGUAGUGGAGUUAUCAGUUCUCCGUUGAUAAAUGUACAAUGUGAAGGCAAAUAAUCUUUUUGUAUGUUUAUGUUACAUUACAGCUAUCAAAACGCAUGCAGAUGUUGCAUCUCUCUCUCUCUCUCUCUCUCUCUCUCUCUCUCUCACACACACACACACACACACACGUGCGUGCGUGCGUGCGCGUGCACACACAAACACAUACGCACGCGAUCAGGCAAUGGAGGGCCCUGGCUCCGAUUGCAAUAUUUCAUAUUUGUUUUGCUUUUAUAAGUGGUGGAUGCAUAGCCUAAAUUAAGGGCCAACCUUUAGGCAGGAAAGUGGGACAAUCUUCGGUAACAUCACCACGCUUCUUAUCAUACCCACUCGCGGUGGAGCCGCCAGCCUGGCCGAGUCGCUGUUGAUCAGCGCCAACUCCAUGAGGGAAAAAUAUGGUACUGAUUUCUUAGGUUGUUAGGUUCUGUGUUCUCCUAGGAUUUAAGAUGGUGAAGUUACUGUGACUGUAAUCGAAUAUCCAUUUCAAUAAGAACUUCAGUGCUUGAGUUUUUCUGUUUCUUUGCUUGUUUCUAUAAGAACUCCAGUGCUUGAGUUUGGACCUCAUGUCCCCGUCAGAUUUCAUUUUGCUCGAAUUAUUCAAUCAGAACUUGUGGUAUUCUACAUUUUAUUGGAUCUCAAUCUUCCUUAAAUGGCAUCCGAUUCUUCACAAGCUGAUGAAAUAUUUAUUUCUCGCGGGUAUUCAUUGGCCAAUUUCUCAGAUUAGGAAUUGAGAUAAACAUCAAUUUGGCUCAAGGUAAUACACCCUACUUUGCAUAAUAAAUCAUAUUUGGCUAUUUUGAAUGCAGCCGGGAUGCUGAAAAGUUUGUUGAAGUUCUUCUAGCUUGCUCUCAAAUAUUAGCGGCCACGUGCGCGUGCUGAUGUAGAACCAUCAAAUGUCUCACUUAGAUAUCUUCUGAAAGAUCUUGUGUUGAUAAUCUUUGAGCAAAGAAGUGUGUAACUGCAUCAAACUGCUAUUUUGAUGCAAUACUAUGUCUGAUAAUAGCUUAUCUUCUAGCAUUCCCUGUAAAUUUUGUGCUGACCAAUAUUUUACUAAACUAAUUUGUACAAUUCAAUACAGACUUGCUAAGGGUCCUCUAGCUUGGGGAGGCUAAUAUCCCAUUUUGUCAAGAUUGUUAGACUUCUUGUAUUAAAUUUUAUGUUACUUUUGUACUGAGAUUUCCAGCAAGUGCUAGCAGAAGCGUGGUUUUGCCACAGCCUGGGGAUCCAAGGAGAAGGGCCAUCCUAUACUCCGCCUCGAUGCGCAGGUUCUGCCAUGGCACCUUCGUCGUCGACUGCUGCAUGCUGAACCUGUCCAUCCUGCAGUGCUGGUGUUGGAGCAGGCGGAGGUUGUCCUCGUGGUUGUCAACGAUGAGGAUGUGCACCAGCUCCCGUCGAUCCGCGACCCACAGCCGACGCAGGUCAACUGGCUCCAGCGGACGAACGUCGUUGACAUUCCCAUUGGUAUGCAGAGGGGAGCAAGAUGCGGGGCCUGUCCACGGCAGCCGCUCGAUGGCCGCACAUCUAGCUCGUCACAGGGUGAGCUG
Triticum dicoccoides is the source of this 2344-nucleotide messenger RNA. RefSeq lists its product as uncharacterized. The transcript is spliced from 5 exons. Bases 1 to 513 code for a protein of 170 amino acids. The record is from RefSeq and is a predicted model, not a curated record. NCBI's taxonomy places the organism in Eukaryota, Viridiplantae, Streptophyta, Magnoliopsida, Poales, Poaceae.